AAAAAACACAAUGCCAGCAGUCCCCCCCUCUUGGGCAGCCCUGCAAUAAUGAACCAGUGUGCCUCUGCAGUGGAAGAAAAAAAAAUUCCGAAUGAUGUCAGGAUAAAGUUUGAACAUAAUGGGGAGAGACGGAUUAUUCCGUUUGUCCGUCCCGUGCGCUACGAAGACGUGCAGCAGAAAGUGAAAACGGCCUUUGGGCAGCCCCUGGACCUCCACUACAUGAACAACGAGCUCUCUAUUCCUUUGAAAAACCAAGAUGACCUGGAUAAAGCUGUGGAUCUCUUGGACAGGAGCUCAAAUGUGAAAAGCCUGAGGAUACUGUUGCUGUCCCAGGACAGAAACCAUAGCAGUUCUUCACCCCAUUCUGGACUGCCCAAGCAAGUCAGGAUUAAAACUUCCCAAUCUGUAGGGGAUGUGAGCACACCCUACCAGCAGCCAGAACCCAGAAGCAGGCAUCUGUCUGUCAGCUCCCAGAACACAGGCCGCAGCUCUCCCCCGCCCGGCUACAUCCCCGAGCGGCAGCAGCGCAUCGCCCGCCAGGGCUCCUACACCAGCAUCCACAGCGAGGGCGAGUUCAUCCCCGAGACCAGCGAGCAGUGCAUGCUGGACCCUCUAAGCAGUGCUGAAAAUUCGGUGUCAGGAAGCUGCCAGUCCUUGGACAGCCCUUCUUUUCGGAAGUCACGGAUGUCAAGGGCACAGAGCUUUCCUGACAACAGGCAGGAGUUCUCAGACCGUGAGAAUCAGAUCUAUGACAAGGCAGGCAAAGGUGGCACCUACCCUCGGCGCUACAACGUCUCCAUGCAGCACAAGGACUACAGCGAUGGCCGCAGGACGUUUCCCCGGAUCCGACGUCACCAAGGGAAUCUCUUCACCCUGGUGCCCUCGAGCCGCUCGCUGAGCACCAACGGGGAGAACCUGGGGCUGGCGCUGCAGUACCUGGAGCCGCGGGCUCCCAGUGCUCCCAUGAACUGGCGCCGGGGGAAGCUGCUGGGCCAGGGCGCCUUUGGCCGCGUGUACCUGUGCUACGACGUGGACACGGGCAGAGAGCUGGCAGCCAAGCAGGUCCAGUUCGACCCAGAGAGCCCUGAAACAAGCAAGGAGGUGAGUGCUCUGGAGUGUGAAAUUCAGCUGCUGAAGAAUCUCCAGCACGACCGCAUUGUGCAGUAUUACGGCUGCUUAAGGGAUCGGGCAGAGAAGACCUUGACCAUCUUCAUGGAGUACAUGCCAGGGGGGUCGGUGAAGGACCAGCUGAAGGCGUACGGGGCCCUGACGGAGAACGUGACGCGCAAAUACACGCGGCAGAUCCUCGAGGGCGUCUCGUACCUGCACAGCAACAUGAUCGUGCACAGGGACAUCAAGGGUGCCAAUAUUCUCCGUGACUCUGCUGGGAACGUGAAGCUCGGGGACUUUGGGGCCAGCAAGAGGCUGCAGACAAUCUGCAUGUCGGGCACCGGCAUCCGCUCGGUCACGGGCACCCCGUACUGGAUGAGCCCGGAGGUGAUCAGCGGCGAGGGCUACGGCAGGAAGGCAGACGUGUGGAGCCUGGGCUGCACCGUGGUGGAGAUGCUGACAGAGAAGCCCCCCUGGGCAGAGUACGAGGCCAUGGCAGCCAUCUUCAAAAUCGCCACGCAGCCCACCAACCCGCAGCUGCCCUCCCACAUAUCAGAACAUUGCCGGGACUUCCUAAAGCAGAUCUUUGUGGAAGCCAGGCACAGACCCUCUGCUGAAGAGCUGCUCAGACACCAGUUUGCACAGCUCCAGUACUGAAUUACCUCCCCUGCUCGCAGCUCCUGCCGGGCUCGCCGUGCCCUGUCUUGUCCACUUGCAACUGCCCCUUGUGGUGCUGCAUCUUCAGAAUGCCAGCUCAGCUAGGCCUAGUCCUUUGGGAAGUUCUGCCAAGGAACUUUGGGUCUGCUCUCGUGCCUGAUUCCUUCUUGUGCUGGAUUAAUGUUCAUCCUGCCGACAGCUGUCCAAGCAGAGCUGCGUUUUUGCCCCAGAUUUUGUUACCUGGCUGUGUGUUUUCUGCAGGAAGGGGAAUCUGACAAGUGUCAUCACUGGUUGAACCAUAGGAGAAACCUGAACCCAUGUGGGAGCUGGAAGAGCUCCACUGUGCCCAAAACAGAAACAUGCACCAGCUCCAGACCAGCUCUGCCUGUGGCGUCCCUGGUUUUUCCUUCCUGGGGCUCCAGAGGUGUCUCCAGUACCUGAAUCCAGCAAAAAGCCAUGUGCCAUGUCAUGCCCACUAUAGUAUGGUAUAUUUUUCUUCUUGAGUAUUCAGCAUCUGAAGGUGUUCAGAAGAUAUUGAUUCAAAAGUAUGUGAAUAGUGUUAUUUUAUAAUGAACCCAUGGAUUUGGGGCUGGGGGUGAGGGAGUUCUUUCCAGCUAAAUGUCAGGAUAAUCAGACAAGUUUCAGCAGAAUGCAAUCACUCCAGGGCCUGAGGGAAGGGCUCUCCCAUUAACAUUGGAAAAUCUGGAGCUAGGUUUGAUCUGUCCCAGCAUUCAGACAGUGCCACUUUGUGUCAUACCAAACAAAUCUGUGCUCCUGCUUCCUCUCUCUGGGGCUGCUGGGUCCAAACAAAACCCCUCUGGAAGGGAAUUCUGUGGAAUUCAGCUUCCUCCUGCAUCUGUCUCUUUGGCUGGUAACUUUUUACCAUCCUUUUAACCAAAGAUAGUCAGUCUGGUACCCAUGAAAUUACUUCAGAGUUUCUUGGAGCACAUGGAAAAUGGAAAAUUGAGGGUUUCUUGGGGAGAAUUACCUGGACACUUGUGUUGUGCACAGGGAGCUGGAAUCAAGCUGAGCCUUGCUGUGCAUUGUUUGAAUUACAGGUGUGCAAGUGAUCAUUUAAGAGUUCCAUAAAAAUGUUAUGGCCUAACUUAAAUAAGCUUCUGUAGGACACAAGUCAAACAGGGAACCUCAGACAACAUUUAAAAUGGUAACAAAUAUCUAAAAUUACCUGGAGAUCCCCACGCAGGUACCAGCAAAGCAAAUCCAAGUGAUUGUGCACUUGGAACACAGCACAGGUCAGACCUGAUGGCCUCAAAUCCUCUGUGCUGAUUUGGGCUCUAAUUUAUCUUUAUUUCACUCAUGAAAGACCAGCAGGUUUUAAGUGCUGGGGAUUCGUGGAGUGAUUCCAAGUUAUCUCUGAGAAAUGAAACGAAGAAAAGCAAAUGUUAAUUAACUAAAAUAUUGCUUUAUAGGGCAACACCGAAGGUGUUCUGCUCUUGUAUUGGAAACCAUAUUAAGGUUCCACACACCUCCACUCUUCUCCCCCAUAAAAAAUUGAAAAUUGCUUCAUAAUGCAGUAAAAUUCAGUUUUUAAGUGAAUACUAAUAGCAGGAUAAGGCAAGUUUUAAUGAAACCAAGCUCCUUCAACACAUGAAAAAUACUGUGUUGAAUUAAAAGAGGGGAAAAAAGAACCCUGAAAGCCCCAACCAACCAAAAGUCCUGAAAAGCUUUAACGAUAUGAAAUGUUUUUUCUGUGCCAAACCCAGAGCAAAGUGUAGCCAAUAAAAACUGGUGUUGGUUUCCUUUCCAGGCUCCCUGCACUACUCCAAGGAUGCACUGUCCCACUUGUGGGCACUUAGGGGAUCCCUUUUAUGAAAGCCCUUGUUCCAUAAUUUAUUUAAUUACAGUGAGAGCACUUCAACUGCUCUUUUCCCAACCAGGAACUUGACUCUAAAUUGUCCAAGCCCUUGGCCUGACUUCACUGUGAGCUGUGACACUGCAGCUCGGAGCUGGGGAGCUUUCCCACCACUCUGCUGGACCUGUGGGACCAUCCCUGCAGUCUGCAUGACAAAAGGAAGGGAUCAGCACCAGCUCUUCAAGCCUUGCAUCCUAAAUAUACCAAAGAUUGGAGUCUUCAUCCCCUGCCCAUCACCUGCAGGAAUCAGGAGCACCAUGACAUCUGCAUCCCUCUGUCCUUGGCCUGUCCUCACCAAACCCAGACCUUCUCCCUUGGUUUUUCCCACGUGCUGUGAUCUGGGAGAGAGCAGGGCGUGAGGGAAGGGCAGAACUUGUGUCCAAGCACCUCAAUCCUCAGGAGCUGUCGUGGCUUUUACCUCACCCGCAUGCCAGAGGUGCUUCCAGAGCAGAGCAGGGCAGGGCAGGAGCAGGAGCAGCCAGGACUGGCGGUGGCUCAGGGCUGUCCCCAGGGCUCAGAGCCCUGCCCUGGGCUGGCUGUGCCCCCUCUGUGCCCACCCCUGUGGCCAGGCUGGCAGGGAGAGGGAGCAGCACCCCCUGGACACGACAGAGAACACGGGGCCAGCCCGGACUGGCGCGUUCGGCACAGGAACAAGCCAAAGCAUUGCCUGUAUGUUUGGAGAUGCACUUUUAUGAAUGUAGUUUAUAUCGCUCUUUUUUAGCUCUUUUUACAUCAUGUAAACGGUGAUGCCUCAUUUUAUUUUUUUUUUUUCUUUUUUAAUUUAUAUCGUAAAAGAUCAUAUUUGGUGAUUUUUAUAUAUAUCGACUGUUAUGGGGUUGCGGGGGGGGGGAGGUGGGGAAAUAAAUUUGACGCCUUUAUGAAUUUAAAAAGGAAAAAAAGCAGCUGGUUUUGCAGAGAAUUUGCUGAUGGUUUAUAAUGAGUAGAGCUGAGCCAAAAUGCCUCUUUGUUUCCUCACAGCCUCUUGAUUGUGGAAAAGGAAGAUCUGGAUUCCUGAGUCCACUGCUCUGAUUAAUAACUUGGGGCUGACAUUGAUACCAGAGGCUUUUAACAGCCCUGGCAGCAAAAGAGUUUCAAGUGGACAGAAAUGUAAUUAUACCUCAGAAUUGAAUUAUAUCUGGCCUCUUUAUCCUGGCAGACUAGGAAGAAACUGGGAAUAAACUCAUUUAGGGAAGAGUAGGGCAGGAGUGCCAGGCUGACAAUAAGCUAUUGUGUCAAUUCCAAAUGUCAUGUUGGAUUUCCUGCUGUUCCUUCCAGGGAGGGAUAUACAGGGAAUAUUGAGUAUUGGGGUCCCUGAUGGAAAGUGCUGCAGAAAUGGAGAAUAUUUGACAAAGAAUUUCUUAUCAGAGUCCCAAUGUCCUCAAACAUUUAAAACUAAUCAGAAAAAUGUCCAAGAUUCCCAUUGGAGAGGAGCUUGGGGGAAUGUGGCAGUGAGGAAACAAAGCAGUGACAUUUUGGUCUUGGUGUGACGAUUCUGUGCAUUCCAGGUUAUUUGCUUGUUCUCCAGAAAAUCCCAUCUUUGCCCAUUCUGUGGCAGUUAGGUUGCAUCAAUAUGGAUGGGGUUUGGGGGUGGUUUUGUUUUGCCUAUUUUGGAAUAAUAUUCCAAAGGACUGGAAGCUGCUCCAAAGAGUUGCCAUUGGCACUCAGUUACCAACACAGACUGAGCAGGAGGGAGAAGGCAGGUGUGCCAGGAGCAGCUGAAAAAGGAAGAAAAGGAUUUUAUCAUCACCAUAAAUGAUGCAAAGCAGGGAGAAAGGGCUUUAACCUGGAUUGUGCAGAAGACCUUGACCCAGUAGUCUCUAUUUACCGACCAGGGGCUUGCAGUGCAAAGCCAGGCCAAUGUAUCAUUUUAUUUACAAUAAAAUUAUCAUUUAUAUGAAA
Molecule: messenger RNA, 5539 nt
Organism: Zonotrichia albicollis (white-throated sparrow)
Lineage: Eukaryota; Metazoa; Chordata; Aves; Passeriformes; Passerellidae
Source: RefSeq, a predicted model, not a curated record